CGUCGAAAUAUAUUUACCAGACACUGUUUUUGAAUGGAGAGAACAGUGAUAUCAAAAUUUGUGCUCUGGGAGAGGAGUGGAACUUGCACAAGAUUUAUUUGUGUCAGUCAGGCUACUUUUCCAGUAUGUUCAGUGGCUCUUGGAAAGAAUCCAGCAUGAAUGUCAUAGAGCUGGAGAUUCCUGAUCAAAAUAUUGAUGUAGAAGCCCUGCAGGUGGCUUUUGGCUCGCUCUACAGAGACGAUGUGCUCAUCAACCCCAGCCGCGUGGUCGCCCUGCUGGCAGCAGCCUGCAUGCUGCAGCUCGAUGGCUUAAUCCAGCAAUGUGGUGAAACAAUGAAGGAAACCAUCACUGCCCAAACUGUGUGUGGUUAUUAUAAUUCUGCAGGCACCUAUGGGCUGGACUCUGUGAAGAAAAAGUGCCUUGAGUGGCUCUUGAACAAUCUGAUGACUCACCAGAGCGUUGGACUCUUCAAGGAACUCAGCAUAAACCUCAUGAAGCAGCUGAUCAGCUCCUCCAACCUCUUUGUGCUGCAGGUGGAAAUGGAUGUGUACACUGCUCUCAAAAAGUGGAUGUUCCUUCAGCUUGUGCCUUCUUGGAAUGGGUCUUUCAAGCAGGUGUUGACUGAAGCUGAUGCCUGGUUUGCUGAGCGCAGGAGAGAGUUUGGGGGCGAUGGUGCCUUCCUGGAGUCGGCGCAGGGGAGCGCGUUCCUGCCCGUGUUCGCACACCUGAGGCUGCAGUACAUCAUCAGUGACCUGGCCUCGGCCAGAAUCGUGGAGAGAGACGCCCUGCUGCCCUCAGAAUGGCUGUCCUCUGUUUACAAACAGCAGUGGUUUGCCAUGCUCAGAGCAGAACAAGACAAUGAUAUUGGGCCUCAAGAAAUCAAUAAAGAGGAACUGGAAGGAAAUAGCAUGAGGUGUGGACGCAAACUGGCCAAGGAUGGUGAUUACUGCUGGCGCUGGACUGGCUUCAACUUCGGCCUGGACCUGCUGGUGACCUACACCAACCGCUACAUCAUCUUCAAGCGCAACACGCUGAACCAGCCGUGCAGCGGCUCCGUCAGCCUGCAGCCACGCCGCAGCAUCGCCUUCAGGUUGCGCCUGGCCUCGUUCGAUGGCAGCGGGAAGAUGAUCUGCAGCAGGACAACAGGCUAUCAGAUCCUGACCCUGGAGAAGGACCAGGAUGUUGGAGGGGAUUUCCUGUGGCUGUUCCUGUGCUGCAGAGGGCUGGGAGCUCUGGGGUGGGAGCUGUGGGCAGGCUUGAGAAUGUGUCAGCGUUAUAAACCUGAGGUGAAGGAGCAGAUCGUGAUGAAUUUGGACAGCAGACUCCUGAUGUUCCCCCUCUACAUCUGCUGCAACUUCCUGUACACAUCACCAGAGAAGAGGGCAGACAGCGAGGCCCAGCUGGAAAAUUUGGAAGGCUGAGACCUCCCUGGGGGCUGUGGCAGCCCCUCUCCCACCCUGGAUGCUGCUCCAAAGCUCAGACAGGCAGGCCUUACCCUGGAGCAGCAGCCCUGGCCUUAGUGCUCUCCUAUGCAGCUCAGAAAAUAUCAGACAUUAGGUAGGCCAAAACCAGUUACCCUUUUUCAGAUCUUUUAUUUUAUUUCUGUUCUGUGUCGUCAGGCAGUAGCCAUUCUGUGUUUGAGAAGUGUUACACUUGGGCUUUUCUGGGUGAAAACUGAGCCAAACUGGAAAUAGGGAAUUUGUGUGGAUCACAACUUAGAAAUUACCUGCUGGAGUCUUGAGCACACAUUGUAGGUUGUGUGGGUUUUGUUAGUGUGGGUUUUGGUUGUAUUAUUUGUUGGGCUUUUAAGUAACUGAUCUGUAAAUACUAGAUCCAUAUUUUGCUUUUUCCCUGAUCCUUUUCCAUUAGGGCCAAAUAAUCUCUGUAAAUGUGGCCUCUCAACUUUGGUUAUUUAACUGCACAGCCCUUCCCACCUGCUGGGUUUAAGCCUUUUUUGUAGUUCACACAUACACAUUUCAUUCUUGGUCUUCUUCUAGCACUGAAGCAAAUAAUUCUGUCUCUUAGCAGGUUAAUUUACUAAUAAGGGUGUUCAUAAAUGAAUAAUUUUUUCCAUGUACAGCAAAUAUUCCAAUGUCUUCACCAUCACUUGAGUGCUGUCAGCAGCAGCUCUCAGCUGGAGUUCUGCUGAGUGCUGACUCCACUCACACAGACCAAAUACCAGUUUUUAAACAUUUUCUGUGGCUUGUUUUAGCUGUUACCUUGGGAAUCCUUCCCAUGUUAGCUCAGGAACUUGUGACUUUUGAGUGCCUUUUGAGUUGUAUGUGUAACACCAACUUCACAUCAGUUCAGCAAGGUCACAGGAUCCAAAGGCAAGAGCUGGGAACAAGAGAUUUCUCUCCACUUGGUCUGAUGGAUGAGUCAUGUCAUGGUACACUCUGUUCAGUCUUUGUUGGGUUUUAUGUUUGUCUCUCACAAUUUUGAAUUCUAACAGCAGGACUUUUUGAUUCAAACUGGGAAUUUUUGCCUCGUUAGCCUAUUUUUUUAAUGUCAGAAAAAUAUAAAACCAUUUGUACUUUAUAAUAAGGAUAAAAAUGUGUUGGGAAAUAUAGAAAAACAUGGCAGUGUGUCAAUAAAUGAUUUCAAGUGGAA
This is a messenger RNA of Parus major (Great Tit), 2610 nucleotides long. It is a transcript of the gene GMCL1, whose product is annotated as germ cell-less 1, spermatogenesis associated. Gene Ontology annotation, biological process: germ cell development. The transcript is spliced from 14 exons. Gene Ontology annotation, molecular function: protein binding. The record is from RefSeq and is a predicted model, not a curated record. The coding region runs from base 126 to 1421 and encodes 431 amino acids. Lineage: Eukaryota; Metazoa; Chordata; Aves; Passeriformes; Paridae.